CCGCGUUCUGAUUGGCUACGCGCGGCGUCAGGGGGUGUGGCUGCGCAUGAAUCCGGGAACGGAGGGGUUGAACCGUCCGGCCGCGGAGAGCCACGUCGGCAGCGGCUGGGCCUUGCGGCAGGGCCACUGGAUCGGUGUAACUGAGGAUCCCCCCUUGGCCCAGACUCUUUCUCUCUCUCUUUCUCUCUACUGGCUUGUGGGACUGGCACAGACUCCAUUUAAGUUUCCUUUUAUAGAAAUGGAUUUUGAGGCAGUUGCAAAGUACUCAGCAUUACACCUGAAACCAGCUGGACUUAGCCUUCAGUAUGGAACUGCUGGAUUUCGUACCAAGGCAGGACAUCUUGAUCAUGUCAUGUAUCGCAUGGGUUUGCUGGCAGUCCUAAGGUCCAGGCAGACCAAAUCUACUAUUGGAGUCAUGGUUACAGCAUCUCACAAUCCUGAAGAAGACAAUGGUGUAAAAUUGGUCGAUCCUCUGGGUGAAAUGUUGACCUCUGCCUGGGAAGAAUAUGCUACACGCCUGGCUAAUGCAGAAGAGCAAGAAAUACAGAGCAUACUGACUGAGAUCUGCCAGAAAGAAGCAGUGAAACUGCACGAACAUGCCUCAGUUUUUAUUGGUAGAGACACCAGACAUAGCAGUGAGAAACUUUCACAGUCAGUAAUAGAUGGUGUAUCUGCUCUAGGUGGUCAAUAUCAUGAUUAUGGUCUGGUGACAACACCACAGCUGCAUUACAUGGUCUGCUGUCAAAAUACUCAAGAACACUAUGGGAAGGCAACAGUGGAAGGUUACUACCAGAAACUAUCCAAAGCUUUUGGGGAGCUGACAAAACAAGCUUCCAGCUCUGAAGAUGACCAGAUGUGUCUGAAGAUAGAUUGUGCAAAUGGUAUAGGAGCCCUAAAACUAAAGGAAAUGGAACGUUACCUUCCAAAGAAACUGCUAAUUCACCUAUAUAAUGAUGGAACCAAAGAGAAACUCAAUCAUUUAUGCGGUGCAGACUUUGUGAAAGUUCAUCAGAAACCUCCUGUAGGACUAGAAAUCAAACCUAACGAAAGAUGCUGCUCGUUUGAUGGAGAUGCAGACAGAAUUGUUUAUUACUAUAAUGAUACUGCUGGCCAUUUUCAUCUUGUGGAUGGAGAUAAAAUAGCAACUUUAAUUAGCACUUUCAUUAAAGAACUUCUUAUCAAGGUAGGACAAAAUCUAAAGAUGGCAGUGGUACAAACAGCAUAUGCUAAUGGGAGCUCUACAUGUUAUCUUGAGGAAACCAUGAAGGUGCCUGUUCAUUGUACCAAAACAGGAGUAAAGCAUUUACAUCACAAGGCCCAGGAAUUUGACAUUGGAGUUUACUUUGAGGCAAAUGGACAUGGAACAGUAUUAUUUAGUAAAGCUGCUGAAGAGAAAAUAAGACACAUGGCAAAAGAAGAAAAGGAGAAUCAAAAAAGAGAAGCUGCGAAGAUGCUUGAAAAUACCAUUGACCUGAUUAAUCAAACUGUGGGUGAUGCCAUCUCAGACAUGCUAGUGAUUGAAGCAAUCUUGGCUCUAAAGGGUCUGACAGUGCAACAAUGGGAUGCCAUUUACACAGAUCUUCCCAACCGACAGCUGAAAGUUAAGGUUGCAGACAGACGAGUCAUUGACACAACAGAUGCUGAGAGACGUGCAGUUGCACCCCCAGGACUACAAGAAAAAAUUGAUGAACUUGUAAAGAAGUACAGACUGUCACGAGCUUUUGUCCGCCCAUCAGGAACAGAAGAUGUAGUGCGCGUAUACUCUGAAGCAGACACGCAGGAGAAUGCAGAUUCCCUCGCACAUGAAGUAAGCCUUGCUGUUUACCAUCUAGCUGGUGGAAUAGGAGAACCACCUCAGCCUGUAUGUUGAAAGACACAGCCUUGGUCAUGCUACCUAAACCUGCUUUCUUUAUUAAUUCCCCCCUUCCCCCCUUCAUGUUAAGCAUGAACUUAACAAGUCAGCAAUAACAAAUCAAACCUCCUGGUUUUUUUU
This is a messenger RNA of Chelonia mydas (Green sea turtle), 1993 nucleotides long. RefSeq names its product phosphoglucomutase 3 (gene PGM3). Gene Ontology annotation, molecular function: phosphoacetylglucosamine mutase activity; magnesium ion binding. The record is from RefSeq and is a predicted model, not a curated record. Bases 47 to 1870 code for a protein of 607 amino acids. The transcript is spliced from 14 exons. Gene Ontology annotation, biological process: hemopoiesis; UDP-N-acetylglucosamine biosynthetic process; carbohydrate metabolic process. NCBI's taxonomy places the organism in Eukaryota, Metazoa, Chordata, Testudines, Cheloniidae.